ACUGGGAUAUCUGGUCAAUACUGAAUUAAAUCUGCAGCCCAAUAGGCCUAUAGAAGUUUGCAGACAACAGAUGAACCGAUAUACAGAUAUAGGCCUAGUUAAAGCUAAUACUGGCAUUGCACAGUAGCACUAGCAUCUACUCUGCUAAGCAACAACUGCAGGUCUGACCAUGGGUUCCCUUUUUCGAAGUGAGAAAAUGUGCCUUGCACAGCUUUAUCUUCAAACAGAAUCAGCCUACGCUUGUGUCAGUGAACUCGGAGAAUUAGGACUUGUGCAGUUUCGUGAUUUGAAUCCUGAUAUAAAUGCAUUUCAACGGAAAUUUGUUAAUGAAGUACGAAGGUGUGAUGAAAUGGAAAGAAAACUGAGAUUCUUGGAACGAGAAUUAAUAAAAGAUGAAAUGGCGAUUGUAGACAAUGGAGAGAAUCCAGAUGCCCCACUGCCUCGUGAUAUGAUUGAUCUGGAGGCAAAGUUUGAAAAACUUGAGACUGAAAUAAGAGAAGUCAAUACUAACCAGGAGGCAAUCAAACGAAAUUAUCUAGAACUCACCGAGUUGAAGCAUAUUUUACAACGAGCUCAAAUCUUUUUUCAAGAGGUAGAAAAUCCUUUACGAGAAGAGGAUAUUCAACCAGAUUCAGAACAUCCGACUUUAAAAUUGGGAUUUGUUACUGGUGUCAUCGCAAGACAAAAAGUUUUUGGAUUUGAGCGAAUUCUGUGGAGAGCAUGUCAUGGAAAUGUCUUCAUGCGUUAUGCUGAUAUUGAUGAACUUUUAGAAGACCCUUACACAGGUGAAAAAAUUGAGAAGUGCGUUUUUGUUAUUUUCUUUCGUGGAGAUCAGCUUAAAAGUAGAGUAAAAAGGAUUUGUGAAGGGCUACGAGCAGAUAUCUAUCCAUGUCCAGAGAAAGCAUCGGAAAGAUUAUCAACUCUUGUAACAGUGACGGAAAGAACGGAUGAUAUGCGAAGAGUCUUGAAACAAACUGCUGAUCAUCACAAAAGUGUUUUAUCUGAAGUUGCAUUGAGUAUCAGAGUCUGGUUCAUUAUGGUUCGCAAAAUCAAAGCAAUUUAUCACACACUCGAUUUAUUCAAUGUCAACAUUGCUCAAAAAUGUCUGAUAGCAGAAUGUUGGUGUCCUGUUGAUGACAUGGCCAAAAUACAGCUGGCAUUGCAAAAAGGAACUGAAGUGAGUGGGUCAUCUGUGCCUUCUAUCAUCCAUAAGAUGAAUACGAAACGUGAUCCACCAACUUAUAAUCAGACAACGAGUCUAUCCAGUGCAUUUCAAGGAAUGGUAGAUGCUUAUGGAGUGGCAAAUUAUCGAGAAGUCAAUCCAGCACCGUUUACUAUCAUCACUUUUCCUUUCUUGUUUGCUGUGAUGUUUGGUGAUAUGGGACAUGGAUUAAUAAUGUUUUUAUUUGGUCUGUGGAUGGUGGCGUAUGAAAAGAGAUUGGCAACCUUCAGUGAUAGUGAGUUUUGGGAGAUGAUAUUUGGUGGACGGUACAUCAUAUUUUUCAUGGGAGCAUUUUCCAUGUACACUGGAUUUUUAUAUAAUGAAUGCUUUUCUAUCUCUCUCAAUGUCUUUGGAAGUGCUUGGAAUGUAUCAGCUAUGAAUUAUGGUCCGAUUCUUGAUGAUACAACUCUCAAGACUUUGACACUCGAUCCAGCAGUUCCAGGAGUGAUGAGGAGUUCAAGUGAAACAUUAGGAUAUCCUAAUGCAACAAGUUAUCCAUAUCUUUAUGGAAUGGACCCUAUCUGGCAACUUGCUGAAAACAAAAUCACUUUUCUAAAUAGUUACAAGAUGAAAGGAUCUGUUAUUAUUGGAAUAACGCAUAUGAUAUUCGGUCUAUUUCUAAGUCUGUUAAAUUAUAUUUACUUCAGAAAUUACCUGAAUGUGUUCUGCGUUUUCAUUCCACAACUUCUCUUUAUAUUGUCAAUAUUUGGAUAUUUGGUUGUUGCAAUCGUAUAUAAAUGGGCUGCAUGGACUGCUGCUGAUUCUAAGUAUGCUCCAAGUUUGUUGAUUGGACUCAUCAACAUGUUUAUGUUUAAAAAACCAUCUCGAGAUGACCACACUCUACUCUAUGAGAAUCAGAAUAUAGUUCAAACUGUAUUGGUGUUUGUUGCUGUUAUUUGUAUACCAUGGAUGCUUUGUAUUAAACCAUACAUUAUAUACAAGAGACACAAAAGGCAGCUUGCUCAUGAAAAUGCUAUGCUGCGUCAUGAUCCAAACACUGACAGUGAAUCUGCUCCUAUCGUUUCACAUGAGCAUAUAAGUUAUGGUUCUACAGCUGAGGGAACUGUGGAGGAAUCCACCGAAUCUGAAAGUGAUGAAGAACCGUUUGACAUGACGGAGGUUGUCAUCCAUUCAAUGAUUGAAACAAUAGAGUAUUGUUUAAGUUGUAUCUCUCACACUGCAUCGUAUCUACGACUCUGGGCUCUGAGUCUUGCUCAUUCAGAAUUGUCAGAGGUGUUGUGGACAAUGGUUAUGCAUAUCGGUUUAUCUUUUUCGGGAUAUAUUGGUAUUGUAGCUAACUUCAUUAUAUUCUGGGCAUUUUCUGUGCUAACUGUGGGCAUUCUGCUUGGCAUGGAGGGAUUGUCAGCUUUCCUACAUGCAUUGCGUCUUCACUGGGUUGAAUUUCAAGACAAAUUCUAUCACGGAGAAGGACAUGCUUUCGAGCCAUUUUCUUUUGAUCUCAUUGUCGAGGGAAAAGUAGAUGACGAUUAAAAUGUGUUUUGUUUGAAGGUUACAAUUUUGAACUUUGAAGUUUUCUUAAGUUUAUGCAAAGUGAUUACUUUUCGUUUGGAUUUGGUUCCUGACAAUUUACUCAAAGCAUUGAAAAAAUAUUUAGUAGCAUUUAUAUUUUUAUGAGAACAAAUAACCUGUUUGGUAUUACAGACAUUUCAGUGCAUAUUGUUGAUUUUAUCUUCUUUGGAUUGUGUUCAUUGUAUAUUUAGUCUAAUAUUACUGAAUGAUAAGAUUAUUUGUAUAUUUUUCCUAAAUCAGGUGGUUAAUGUUAUAAAUAAAUAUAGAAAUUGAUUUUUGCAUCAUUCUGCCAUUUUAUCCUUGCUAUACCAUGAAACCUUUUAUCCAUAUAUUAAAUAUUAAUAUGUCCUGUUUCAAAGUCACCAGCCAGCAUCGCAAUUGAUGUUAUAGUUUGAGUUUUGUUGCCAGAAAUCAAGAGAUAAUUUUGUUAGCGCUGCAUUAUUAUUGUAAAUGAUGUGCAGAGAACUCUGAUUGUAAUUUAGAUAAAAACUUUUUCAGUAUGUUGUAAUGAAUAUGGAUACUAGUUUAUUUUUUGUUUUCAGAUUAUACAGCUUUAUUAUAUGUUAUCUAUUUUCAUGUUCAUACUUUUAUUUACCUGGUAUAUAUAGGUUUGAUUGGAUAAAUAUUUGUUUAUCAGUUUUAAUUAAAAAUGAAUGUGCCAUUUUUUUCAUGAUUAACUAUUCAGUUUUAGUGAGCCCUGAGUUAACAGAAGGGGCAGGAAUAUUUUAUUUGUUGAAUAUUGAGCUUUCGGUGCAUGUCACAUUGUCAUAGUUCUCGUUAAGUCCUAAUACAACUGUCUUACUACACUAGUUUAAAGUGCCUCUAAAAUUAUCAAUAUUUUUUUUUAUCACCAUGCCUUUUUGAUUCCUUAUUUUUGUAAGUAGAAUAUGUAGCUGAUUCUCUUUAUAUUUUGAAAAUAGUGCAAUUAUAAUUUUGGAUGUAUAUUAGAUGUCAAUUUAUACAGUAGUACUUUUUAACAUGAUGUCACAUUAAAACGUAAUUGGCACCACCUUAACUGUCACAUUUCAUAUUGGCGCAAAGAUCAGGUUUUCGUCCUAUCCUUGUCACAUAUUGUGUUUCAUGUUUAUCAAGAAAU
This is a messenger RNA of Styela clava, 3848 nucleotides long. Its product is annotated as V-type proton ATPase 116 kDa subunit a 1-like. Gene Ontology annotation, biological process: vacuolar acidification; proton transmembrane transport. Gene Ontology annotation, molecular function: ATPase binding; proton-transporting ATPase activity, rotational mechanism. NCBI's taxonomy places the organism in Eukaryota, Metazoa, Chordata, Ascidiacea, Stolidobranchia, Styelidae. The record is from RefSeq and is a predicted model, not a curated record. Gene Ontology annotation, cellular component: vacuolar proton-transporting V-type ATPase complex; plasma membrane; vacuolar proton-transporting V-type ATPase, V0 domain.